Molecule: messenger RNA, 1457 nt
Organism: Blepharisma stoltei
Lineage: Eukaryota; Ciliophora; Heterotrichea; Heterotrichida; Blepharismidae
Source: the annotation of a GenBank genome assembly
AUGGUGCCUUUAUUUUGUGUGAUCCUUGGUCUUGUGGGCGCUCAAAAUUUCACUCAAAAGGUGUUUUAUUAUAAUCAGACUAUAGAUCACUUCCAUAUUCCUGUACAAGAAGCUGGAGUUUUCUCACAAAGAUACUAUGUGAUAGAUGAUUAUUGGAAUGUGGCUAGUGGACCGAUAUUUUUAUAUACCUUUUUGCUCCUAGAAAAUAUUAGUUUAUCGAUUUCCUUAGUUAAUUUUAAGAUAAGCGCUAUAAUGCUUCGGAUGGCUCUAUGACAUAAUUAGAUAUAUAUUUGUGUGGAGAGUCCGAAUGCAAAGGUGUAACCUCUACAACUAAGUCUUUAUUCCCAUUGCAGGUGGCUAAAGAAAAUGCCGCAAGAUAUAUAUCACUUGAGCAUCGUUAUUAUGGAGUAUCAAUCCCUAUAAACAACACUGGAUUAUUUCAACAAAUUUUCCAAUACCACGAUGUAGACCAAGCUUUAGCUGAUAUCGCUCAGUUUAUCAGGUACAUGAAUUUUCAAAUGCAAGAAAUAAGGAAAACCACCAUCCCUCCCAAAUGGGUGGUUAUAGGGGGGAGUUAUGCAGGUGCAUUAAGUGCAUGGUUCCGCACCAGGUACCCAAAUUUAGCAACAGCAGCUUGGGCAUCCUCAGCAGUUGUAAGGCCAAUAUUGGAUUUUUCAGACUUUGAUAAACAAGUUUAUAUAUCUACUGCAAAAAGCGGCCAAAACUGUGUGGAUUCUAUAAAAUCAGUCAAUAACUUGAUCCAAUCUCAAUAUAUUGCUGGAAAUAUGACAGUUAUUACUGAUCUUUUUAAUGCGACAAGUGUUUUUAGUAAUGAUCCUGACCAAAUCACAGUACUUUGGUAUAUUGCAGAUACUAUGGCAGAAAUGGUUCAGUAUGGAAAAAGAGUGGAGCUAUGCCAGGCGUUGAAUUCAGCUUCAAGUCCAUGGGACAAGCUAAAACAAGUUUCUAUUGUGGGAAACACUUAUGGACUAGCUAAUCCUAAUGCUUAUGCAGUUUCUGCACUAAAGAAUUUAAACAUUGCGCAAAAUGUAAUGGAUCGACAAUGGUGGUGGCAGCAAUGCCAGCAAUUCGGGUGACUUCAGACUCCUUCAGAGUAUCAAAUGAGGCCUUCUUAUUUAAAUAUGACGUUUUGGAACUGGUAUUGCCAACAAAUUUAUUCGUAUCCAGGAGGGAUAACACUGCCAAACACCAAUAUUACUGCAGCUGGGCUAAGCUAUAAAGCUAAUAAUAUUGUAUAUACAAAUGGAAGUGAAGAUCCAUGGCAAUGGGCCAGUAACAAUGCAGUAAGCACUGAGGCGAGGCCUAUCCUCAAAAUUGAAUGCGAUUUCUGUGGGCACUGCAUAGAUUUUAAAACUCCUAACUCCACAGACCCAGCCUCAUUAACUCGAGCCAGGACUUAUAUAAAAGCUUAUAUAGCGCAAUGGCUCAGAUCAUAA